AUGAAUUCAACAUUUGUACAGAUACCAAAAUUAAAUAUAAAUAAACAAGUUAAAAAAAAGACAGAUUCAAUUACAGCAAAUACAUUAUUACCAAAAUUAAUGAAUGAUACUUCAAUACAACAACCAAAUCAACAACAACAACAACAACAACCACAACAACCACAACAAGUUACAAAUGGUAUAACGAUUUUACAAAACUAUCAACCACAACAACCACAACCAGCAACAACUACAACCCAACAAUUAAAUAGUGCAAAUAAUACACCGACAUUAGUAUCAACUAAAAAAUCAGUUAUUGGAAUCAAUGAAAUACCUGAACAUUUAUUAAUUAGAGAUAUAAUUUAUGUUUUUCAAGGUAUUGAUGGUACAUAUAUAAAAUAUAAUAAACAAAGUGAUUCAUUUAAAAUUGAUGAAAAUACAUCCAAUACAUUAGUAAAUGGUGAACCAGCAUAUAUAUCAAAACCAAAAAGAGAUUUAGUUUAUCGUCUUUGUGAAUUUGGUUGGUUAUUUAAAAAAGUUAGAUUAUUUAUAACAAAUAAUGAUUUUAAAAAGACUGGUUUAACAAAUCAAAGUUUUUGUUCAGCAAUAAAUGAUGAAUUAAUUGAAUUAUAUAGAAUUAUAGCUAUUUUAGAGACUCAAGUUUAUAAAAAAUUUGAUAUGGUAAAUUAUGGUGGUGGUGGUGGUGGUAGUGGUGGUAGUGGUAGUGGUAGUGGAUUAGAAUCACCAUCAUCAGUAUCAUCAGGUGGUACAACAACAAGUACAGAGAUACCAUUUAUUGAUGGUGAUAGUUUAACAUUGAUUAGAUUAUUCGUAUGGAUUCAAUCACCAUUAAAGAGAUUGAAAGUGUUGGGAACAUGUGUUGAUUCGAUAACAGUUGAUAUGAAGGGUGGUGAAAUUCUAUCGAAAAUCGAUACACUAUCAAAACAUGGUGAUCAAGAUAUUAGAAUAUUGAUUCAUAAUAUAAUGUUUAAAAUUUGUCAACCAUUAUUCUCAAUGAUAAGGUUAUGGAUGUUUAAAGGUGAAAUCAAUGAUCCAUAUCAAGAGUUUUUCAUUAGACAAUAUGAAUCGGUUCAAUUAGAGAAAACUUGGAAAGAGAAAUUUGCAAUCGUUGCAAGACUAUUACCAUCAUUCAUUUCACUACCAUUAUCAAAAAGAAUUUUAAUCAUUGGUAAAUCAAUAAAUUAUAUGAAACAAUUUUGUAAUAAUUUUAAAGAAGAUAAAAAUGAUAGAUAUUAUUAUUAUAAUCAAGAAGAUGAUGAUGAUGACGAUGAAGAUCAUGACGAUAAUGAUGAUGAUGAUGAAAAUGAAAAUCAAGGUGAAGAUGAUGAAAUUAUUGAAAGAAAAUUAUUAAUUAAAGAAUCAAAAAUUAUUAAAGAAAAAACUAAAGAAUUAAAUUAUAUCAAUAAAGAAGUAUUACAAGAGAUAAUAGAGUUGGUGUCUAGACAAAGUUCAGAGAGAUUGUUAAAGAUUGUAUUGAAUAGAUUUAAAUUUAUGAAUCAUGUAAAAGCAUUAAAGAAAUAUUUAUUAUUGGGACAAGGUGAUUUUAUUCAAUAUUUAAUGGACUUGAUUGGUGAGGAUUUAUUGAAACCAACUAGCCAAAUUCAACGUCAUAAAUUAGUAGGUUGGAUGGAUACUGCAAUUAGGAAUUCAAAUGCUCAAUUCGAGGAACAGGAUAUUGUAAAUAGGUUAGACAUUGCAUUGUUACCUGAACGACCUGGAAAUAUAGGUUGGGAUAUUUUCUCAUUGGAUUAUCAUGUCGAUACACCAUUGAAUACUAUCCUCUCACCAAAUGAUAUAUUACGUUAUAAAAAGAUCUUUCAUUUUAUGUGGGGUAUAAAAAGAGUUGAGUAUUCGUUGGCUUCGAUUUGGCGUAAAAUUAGGUCGUCAACUUCCUUAUCGAUUCUAUCACCAAUUGGUGGUGACAUUCAUAAAUCUCAUUUGAUUAUGAAUGAAAUGGUGCAUUUCAUAUCGAAUUUUCAGUACUAUCUAAUGUUUGAGGUUUUGGAAUGUUCUUGGAAGAAUUUAGAGAAAUUCAUAGACCAAGAAGCUACCGAUUUAGAUCAACUCAUUGAGGCUCAUCAUCAAUAUCUUCAAGAUAUUUGUAAUAAAAUGUUUUUAUCAAAUUCUGAUAGUUGUUAUGAAUGCUUUAAAAAAUUAUUAUCAAUUAUCAUCAAAUUCACUCUAUUACAAACUAAAUUAAUCAACCUUUCAAUAGCUAUUCAAAAUGAAAAGAAUUUCAAUGAAACUCAUCAAGCUCAAGUUAAUAAAGAAUUUAAUAGUUUUAGAAAUCAUCUAAAUAAUCUCUAUCAAGAAUAUACAACUUCAUUUUAUAAAUUUCAAUCUGAAAUUUUAAAAGUUAAAGUAAAUCAAGAUUUAAAUCCAAUUUCAUUACAAUAUAUGUUAGAUUUUAAUGAAUAUUAUGAAGAAAAAAAAGAUAAUUAA
Messenger RNA from Dictyostelium discoideum AX4, 2442 nucleotides. RefSeq names its product spindle pole body component 98 (gene spc98). The coding region runs from base 1 to 2442 and encodes 813 amino acids. Gene Ontology annotation, molecular function: gamma-tubulin binding. The record is from RefSeq and is a predicted model, not a curated record. NCBI's taxonomy places the organism in Eukaryota, Evosea, Eumycetozoa, Dictyosteliales, Dictyosteliaceae. The transcript has 2 exons. Gene Ontology annotation, biological process: microtubule cytoskeleton organization; microtubule nucleation. Gene Ontology annotation, cellular component: cytoplasm; centrosome; spindle pole.